AUGUCCACUCAUUUACCGUCUUCUAUCCCUCCAAUUGAAUCAACCAGAAUCCCACGAGGUGAAGAAUCUUCGUCAUCAGAUGAUGACGAAAGACGUUUAAAUUAUGAAUCUUCAGGACAGGAAUCUAACAGUGGUGUUACUGAAGACGAAGCAGAAUCUGUUGUCAAUGAUGAUUCUAAUGAUCCACAUGUGAGAAAUAACCGUCGUCGUGAAAAUGACUUAAAACGCGACUCCAAACGACGUGCUUACUCACCAAAUGGAAUUUCCGAAGGAUACAAUACUAAUAACCGACAUGAACUGCCGUCUGGCGCAGAUGAUGAUGCGGUGGAUACUGAUGUAUUGGAGAAAUUACGUAAGAUUUCCAAAGGAGCAGCGAAACGUGUUGUCAAGAAUCCUCGUCCCAAACUUGACCCUCAAAGAUUAUUGAGUAACAAAGGUCUGCCGGCUCUGCUGGAAGAUUUCAAAAAAGUUAAAUUUCGAGGUAAAGGCUAUGAGUUUCAAGAUUUGAAUAAACUAUUAUUUGUUUAUGAAGCAUGGAGUCAUCGUUUGGUACCUAGAAUGAGUUUUCCUGAAGUUAUAGAUCGUUUAGAAAAUGUUGGAAGUAAACGUGAAAUACGUGUUGCUUUACAUCGACUUCGUAAUGGUAUUUGGCCACCAUAUACAAGUGAAGAACAAGCAGUACCAUCUGAUAAUGAAAGCACAUCAGAACAAGAAGAUCCGGAUGUAGUAUGGAAACGGGCUUUAGAAUCUGUUCCUGAGGAUACGAUAAAUUCCACAAAAUCUCCAUCUACAAUAAAUGAUGUUUACAGAAAAGAAUUGAAUCAUGAAAAUGAAACUGAAAAUUCAACUGGCAGCUUCAACAUACAAUCACCACAAGUGCAACCAUCUACUUCAUUUGAUUUUGAGUCAAGAGCUGAAAGAAAUAAACGUCUAGCGUUAGAACGACUUGCAGCUCGAAAAGCUUCUCGUUCUGGAACAAUUAAUAAUGGAAAAACACAGUUGUCUACAAAUCAUAUAUUAAAGAAUGCCUUGAAAGCUUCAGUCAAUACCAUCCCUCUGUUGAAGAAAGCUGAUACAACUAAAUCAUUUCCAGAAUCUCCUGUGAAUAAGAAAUUGGAUACUGAGGUUUCCAUCGAUAUACCCUGUUCAGAAAAUGCUAAUACUGUUUCUUAUAAUGCUACUACCUUUACUAUAACACAUGAUAGUUCCGAAACUUCUCCUUCUUUGGAAGAAACUCCAGCUAGUCCUGACAAAUUACCAUCAGUUUUACAUGAAGUAGCGUCACCAUAUCAUGACGAAUCAGAUCUUAUUAUUGAUCUAAUCUAG
Schistosoma spindalis is the source of this 1326-nucleotide messenger RNA. The record is from the annotation of a GenBank genome assembly. NCBI's taxonomy places the organism in Eukaryota, Metazoa, Platyhelminthes, Trematoda, Strigeidida, Schistosomatidae.